AGUGAUGACGCAGCCGAGGGAGAGAGUGCGAGGAGGAGGAGGAGGAGGGGGAGGAGGGGGAGGAAAAAGAGGAGGAGGAGGGGUGAGGGAGGGGAGAGAGGAGAGGGUGUCCCGUCUGCGCGGAGCACAGACAGACAGCAGGGAACAGCUGCAGCGUUAGGUUCGCGUAGGAUUUCACUGCAUUGCGAUUUCAAAAUAUCAAUCAUUUCAUCCCCAAAACCCCGAGUACAGCAGCUCGACACAAAGCAACCAAACCUCGUUUAAAACAUGGUCGAUCGCGAGCAGCUGGUGCAGAAAGCCAGGCUGGCUGAACAGGCUGAGAGAUAUGAUGAUAUGGCAGCAGCUAUGAAAUCGGUAACAGAGCUGAACGAGGCCCUGUCCAACGAGGAGAGGAACCUCCUGUCUGUUGCCUACAAGAACGUGGUGGGGGCCCGUCGCUCCUCCUGGAGGGUGAUCUCCAGCAUUGAGCAGAAGACUUCGGCCGAUGGCAAUGAGAAGAAGAUUGAGAUGGUGCGUGCCUACCGGGAGAAGAUUGAGAAGGAGCUUGAGGCCGUGUGUCAGGAUGUGCUCAACCUUCUGGACAACUUCCUGAUCAAGAACUGCAGCGAGACGCAGCACGAGAGCAAAGUGUUCUACCUGAAGAUGAAGGGCGACUACUACCGGUACCUGGCUGAGGUGGCCACGGGGGAGAAGAGGGCCACGGUGGUGGAGUCGUCGGAGAAGGCCUACAACGAAGCCCAUGAGAUCAGCAAGGAGCACAUGCAGCCCACUCAUCCCAUCCGCCUGGGCUUAGCUCUCAACUACUCAGUGUUUUACUACGAGAUCCAGAACGCCCCGGAGCAGGCCUGUCAUCUGGCCAAGACCGCCUUCGACGACGCCAUCGCCGAGCUCGACACCCUCAACGAGGACUCCUACAAAGACUCCACUCUCAUCAUGCAGCUGCUCCGAGACAACUUGACACUGUGGACAAGUGACCAGCAGGAUGACGAGGGAGGGGAGGGCAACAACUAAAGAGAAACCACACUACAAAAAAUAUAUGAAGGGCCGGUGGACUUUGGCAGCCGCUUUUGCCGAUGAUACUACCGCAGCAGCAGUUCUUUAUUUUUCCAUGUGUUAAAAGAAAAGAAUCAAAAGAGAGGUGAGAGUGGAGGUUAAAUCUUAGUUUAAAUAUAUAUAGAAAUAUAUAUACAGUUGAAAGGGGCCUCCGUCUUCUUGAUUUUCUCUUUGACAUUUGCCAAAACCACUGAUAUGUCAGUCAAUCAGCCUGAAGUGGUUGUUGUUGGAUUGAAAUGGCAGCCUCACACUGGCAUAGGAACUGAUCUUGUUCUGUCAAGAUAAGCUGCUUAGUUAGGUUUUUGCGUGAUAAGAGAUGCAUUUGAGUCACUUGAGAGAGAAAAUGCUUGAAUGGGAAUGCCUCACAAAAACUAGUUUGCAUUGGUUCCAGUGGAAGUCUAAAAAUGAGAAAAGGGCCCAGAAAGCUAUUGAUCGUAAUCUCACACGAACAACGAGAAAGUUCUAACCAGAUUAGUUCCCCCCCUCCCAAAAUUAUAUAUAUAUAAAAAAAAUGUAGAGGAUGAAUUAUACUGGAGUUAAAAUGAGGUUGGAUUGAAAAAAAACACAGAUCCCCUACCUUCUGUCUAAAGUGUAUUUGGCAUCUCACAGAUUAGUCUGUUAUGUCACUGGAACCAUAGAUUCUUUUGGAGGUGAAGAUUAUAAAAGGCAGAGACUUAACGAUAUUAAACAAAACAAAAAAAGACAAAAAAAUAAAUAAAAGCAGCUUCAGAGUUUGUGGUUUACUUCUGUGUUUGUUUUAUUAAAUGCACUUGCCUACUAUACUGUUUCUUCAGUGUAAGAUGAUGACAACAAUAAUAUCGAUUAUUCAAUAUUGUGCAUGCUGGUGAUGUAUUUAUAUACAGUAGCUUGACUUUAUUAACUUAUACUGUGGGUGUUAAGUAUUCAUAUGAUUGAGAAAAACAGGCUUUGUCAGAUGUUGAUUUCUAAUUUCUAAUUUAUUUUUUGUUAUGGUUUUUGAUUUGCUAUACCAAAAUGGUGAUCGUAAAAAUUGACCUGAAAUGGGCGUUGCUAUAGUGACAUGCAAUAUGUGUAUUUAAUUUGUUAAUGAAAGAAAAAAAAGGAAGAUAAAAAACUCACCGGUGAUCACUUAAUCUUACCAGCUGGUGUUUGUCACAUUGAAGUAUGAUUAUGAUAUAUUUUGUUCUUUGAACAGUAUUUAAGUACUUUUUUUUCUGUCAUGCUAUCCAGUUUUAAUAAUGGUGAACUUUUCAGGCUCAAUGUUUCUGUUAUGAAGUCACAAACAUGGACCAUAUUUUAUUUCUGACAGUAUACAUUUCUGUUUGUUUGUUUGUUUUUAUACAUUUUAGCUGUUCCUGAGUGACAAAAUAUCUUGAAUGUGAGUCAUUAUGUAGCAGUUGCACAAGAACCGAAAUAAUAGCUAUGAUAAUAAAAAAGAAUAUGACUAAAUUAUACAUGCACCAUUUCCGUGGUGGUCUAGUGUAUUGUUGUAUCGUUACCCAUGAAAGAGGAUUUUGUUUUUAAGGGAAAAGCAUUUCACGGGACAAAAUGUUUGCUUUGUUUUGUGCUCGGAGUACAGUACGUGCUUUCUUUUGGUGCCUGUUUUAUUCUUUAAAAAAUGCCUCGUUUGCAAAUUAACCUUUACAACAAAAAAUAUCUGCCAGUAUUUGAAAAACCUACAAGCAUGUGUACAAGAUGUAAUGAUUAUCCUUCAAUGGCUCCUCACUUUUAUGUGUGUACUGCUCUUUGUACAGCACAUAGACAUGAAUAUUCAACACUCGUGCACAAGUAGAGUCAUAAGGGAAACAACUCACAAGAAUUGGUUGUUGAUUAAGGAGAAUUCACGUCUGCAGAACAAACUUUAGACACUACGAAGCUGCUUAAGAGCACACCAAGCUGCUGAACAGAUUUAACUUCAUACAUGUGCUGCUAGUUCUUCUAUAUAUAGAUUAUAACAUUAAUAUAUUCAUACAGAUGGCAGUUUUUAUGACUUUUAUUUUUCAUCUCACAUGUGAUGGCUUAAGAGAGAGAAAAACCAAAAGCCUUAAGGUCAGUCACACACAACCUCCUUCAUGUAUACCAAUUAUGUCACCGUCAUGAGUCAGCCUCCAUGAGCUCACACUGUAUGUCACAGCUGCUUUGAUUUAUUUUUAACGUGAUAUAAAGAUGGUGUUCCUGAAGGCUCGCAAGAAUAAAAAGCAUGAACUGCUGAUGCCACUUUGCACAGCUGCUCACACAGAUUAUAGAUAUUAGGAUGAGGUCGGAUCUACACUCUGAUUUAUUUAUUUAUUUAUGUGUUAAACUGAAUUUCUCUCACUUUUUCUUUGAAUAUUUUGAGAAAAAAAAGCCAUGUCAGGAGAUUUUCACUCAUUGCCAAGAAUACAUGCAUUGUGUUCCUUUUGAAUUAAUAUUAUUUUCACUGUGGUUUGUGUUUUUUAAGUUUUCACAGAUCUGGAUGUUGAUCCUAAACACAAAAAUACAAGAAACAAGGAGUAUAACGUUCGAUUUUAAAAAGGAAUUAGACGAAAGAAGAUCUGACCGACUGGAAAUUAGCAAGCGGGGGUGGGGAUAGCUGAAAAUGGUUUACAAUCUGUAUGCUCUGAGGAAUUUUUGUUGCCAUCUGUUGCCCAUUAAAGUUAUUUGUUUAUCGGUA
This is a messenger RNA of Notolabrus celidotus (New Zealand spotty), 3685 nucleotides long. It is a transcript of the gene ywhag2, whose product is annotated as 3-monooxygenase/tryptophan 5-monooxygenase activation protein, gamma polypeptide 2. Lineage: Eukaryota; Metazoa; Chordata; Actinopteri; Labriformes; Labridae. Gene Ontology annotation, molecular function: protein kinase C binding. The coding region runs from base 268 to 1011 and encodes 247 amino acids. The transcript has 2 exons. Gene Ontology annotation, cellular component: cytoplasm. Gene Ontology annotation, biological process: signal transduction. The record is from RefSeq and is a predicted model, not a curated record.